AUGGAGACUCAAGUACCUGCACCCCCAUCCCAUGAUAAAGUCGCUCCUCGUCCUUACAAAUGUCCUUAUCCUCUAUGCGGUCGUGCUUUUAGCAGGCUCGAACACCAGACCCGUCACAUUCGCACUCAUACAGGCGAAAAACCCUUUGUCUGCACUUUUCCAUCUUGCGAGAAGCGUUUCUCUCGCUCCGACGAACUCACAAGGCAUUCUCGCAUUCACAACAACGACAAUUCCUUGUCUGGCGCAUCAAAUGCCAAAGGUAAAGCAAAGCAAAAGGCCGAUAUCAAUAUCAUAGAUGACCCCGCUGGCCCAGGCAUCAACCUACACUCCUUGUCUCGCUCAGACCCCCGCAUACAAGAAGGAACUUCUAUCAGAGUAAAGAAGAAGGCCCGAAGUAGAGCGAAUAGCGAUGACGAGGCUGAAUCAUAUGCCCGCCCCACUUCGCUAUCCUCUUAUGAGCCUUCUCACCCGAGACGCUCCCAGACUCAUGUCCCGAUUUCAUCAAACCCUUCUGCUUUCUCCGCUUUAUCCAGUCUAGCAAUGGACGAGCUUUACGCUCUCGAACGGGAAGAGGCUCUCCGUCGCGCAGAAUACGAAGCUCGUCACGCAGAAGCCCUUCGCCGUGCAGAAUACGAAGCCCGGAACGCCGAGGCAAUCUACUUCCGCGGACGCCCAAGUAAAAGUGCUUCCGCUUCCCCCGUUCACUCCACAAUAUCCCUCAAGGGCGCAGGCGCUGACGGCUAUUUUGGUGUAUCUAGCACUCGUGACUGGAACGAAGACGAAGACAUCAGAUCUUCCGACAAAUUCACCCGUGCAAAAAGAAGAAUAAGCGGCCCUGCUUGGCAAAUGACUCCUAUGCCACAAGACCCCCGCUCCGUCCCUGCACUUCCAUCAUUCCAUCCUGAAGCUCCGAAACCCCGGACCCUGACUGCCCCACUGCAUUCCCUCCAUCCCCCCGCUUAUCGUCAUCUCGUAACUCACGAAGAUUCUCCUUCUCCUUUGAGUUCAGAUUCCGACUCUCACAUCGCCGCACAACACCCACAACCUCGUGCAACAUAUCCUGGCCCUGCCGAGUUCUCCCCACCCUCGGGAAUCAAAGCAACAGAGUUCACCUUUACACCAUCCACAAGCCCAUUCCUCGGCCCGCUUCGCACACUAAAUCUGCAUUCAACAAAUCCAUCCAGGGCCCCAUCACCCAUCUCGUUACCGCCCGCGGAUGUGUCUAUCAGCCCUAUAGACGAACCUAGCCACACAUCACGCCAACGCUCUCGGCGUUCCAGCAUCGUCAGCAGUCCCCCAAACCGCGGUGGCUUUUUCCCAGCUUCCCGCAAACAAGGCUCAUUCGAAGGACCGAUACCCCACGUCCGCACAUACCCCGGCCAACUCUCUCUCGCCGCCCAAGCCUCUGAGCGCGGAUUACAUAACCUCCCAACGCCCCAACUUUCAAGUGGGCCUAGUAGUAGCGGGAGCAGCCCAAACAGCUCUACGUACCCACUAGUAGGGAAUGGGAUGUACACCUCCAAGCCCGUGUUCGACAGCAGUGCGAUCACGAUUAGCCCGUCCAAUUCCAGACCUGGUUCGCCUCACACGCACCCCAACCACCACCUCGCAUAUUCCGUACGCAUGGCGUUCGGAAUGACGCCCAUCCACCCUAGCCACCCACCCCGAAAUACAAGCUGGCCGAAUUCGCAUCAUUUGAAUAUGAAACCCAAAUCUCCUCCGAGUGUGUUUUCGUCGAGUUCGGUGCCGGCUUCGAGGAGUAAUUCGCCGCCUAUCACGUUGCCGCCUUUGAAUUUGGGUGGUGGCGAGGUUGAGAGGGAGAGUGAGGUGCUUCCGAUGGAUUUGGAUGAGGAUGAGAGUAGUAGUGAUGAGGAGGGGACAUUUAUGAGUACUGGUGCGAGGAGGGGGAAAGUUGAGCUUCCAGGUUUCAAGGAGUUUGAGGCUGCUACGAGGUCUGGGAGGUGA
This is a messenger RNA of Suillus clintonianus, 1965 nucleotides long. RefSeq lists its product as uncharacterized. The coding region runs from base 1 to 1965 and encodes 654 amino acids. Lineage: Eukaryota; Fungi; Basidiomycota; Agaricomycetes; Boletales; Suillaceae. Gene Ontology annotation, molecular function: RNA polymerase II cis-regulatory region sequence-specific DNA binding. The record is from RefSeq and is a predicted model, not a curated record. The transcript is spliced from 3 exons. Gene Ontology annotation, cellular component: nucleus; cytoplasm.